Lachnellula hyalina is the source of this 1278-nucleotide messenger RNA. It is a transcript of the gene HPD4, whose product is annotated as 4-hydroxyphenylpyruvate dioxygenase. The record is from RefSeq and is a predicted model, not a curated record. The transcript has a single exon. The coding region runs from base 1 to 1278 and encodes 425 amino acids. Gene Ontology annotation, biological process: L-tyrosine catabolic process. Lineage: Eukaryota; Fungi; Ascomycota; Leotiomycetes; Helotiales; Lachnaceae. Gene Ontology annotation, molecular function: 4-hydroxyphenylpyruvate dioxygenase activity.
AUGGCCCCGUCUGCCGUAACCCCUCCCAUGGAUCGGACUUCUCCCAUCCUCACUCCCGCUUCUUUAACCUUUCCCACAUCCAACAACACCUCUGGUGCUGUCGAUGGCACUCCCAACUUCCACGGCUAUGAUCAUGUUACCUGGUAUGUGGGAAAUGCAAAGCAAGCAGCUUCGUAUUACACCACACGCCUCGGCUUCUACACAGUAGCAUACCAAGGUCUCGAGACUGGAAGUAGACAUGUUGCCUCCCAUGUCGUUGCCAACGGCAAGAUUAGAUUUGUGCUCAUGUCUCCCAUCAAGUCAUACUCAUCUAUUGAUGAAAACGAGCCCAUAUCAUCAGAGGAACGAGGCUUGUUGAAGGACAUGUACCAGCAUCUUGAGAAGCACGGCGACGCUGUCAAGGACGUUGCGUUCGAGGUCGACAACGUAGAGGGUGUUUACCGACAAGCUGUCGAAGCAGGUGCCGUGUCAGUACAGGCUCCCCGUAAGACGUCAGACGAGAGCGGAUCAGUCACCACAGCCAUCAUCCGCACAUACGGCGACACAACACAUACAUUACUCUCCCGAGACUCCUACCAAGGCAUCUUCCUCCCCGGCUAUAAGGCUAUACCCAAGUCCAAGAUCGACCCACUCCAAAGCCUUCUCCCACCCAUUGUACUAGAAGCCAUCGACCACUGCGUCGGCAACCAAGACUGGGGUAAGAUGGAAGAAGCCUGCGCCUACUACGAGAAGUGUCUCUCCUUCCACCGUUUCUGGUCCGUAGACGACAACCAGAUAUCCACCGAAUUCUCCGCGCUGAGCUCCAUCGUCAUGGCGUCGCCAAACAACGUCGUCAAGAUGCCAAUCAACGAGCCAGCGCCGGGCAAGAAGAAGAGUCAAAUUGAAGAAUACGUCGACUUUUACGGCGGUGCUGGAGUGCAGCAUAUUGCGUUGCGGACAAAUGAUAUUAUAUCCGCUGUUGGGAACUUGCGGGCUCGUGGAGUGGAGUUUAUCGAUGUCCCGGAAUCGUACUACAGCACUAUGCGCCAACGACUAAAGAGCGACAAGAGGAGUUGGAAGUUGCAGGAAGACUUCGACACGAUCCAAAAACUGAACAUCCUGAUUGAUUUUGACGAGGGCGGAUAUUUACUCCAGCUGUUCACGAAGCCGUUGAUGGAUCGGCCGACGGUGUUCCUUGAGAUUAUCCAGAGAAACGACUUUGAUGGCUUCGGCGCUGGAAACUUCAAGAGCUUGUUCGAGGCUAUUGAGAGGGAACAAGCGGAUAGGGGUAAUUUGUGA